AUGCCCUGCCCGCGGCCUCCCUGGCUCCGCCGCCUGCGGACUCAGAGUGCGGGCCCCAGCUCCCCAGGCGCGCCCUCUGCGCCCGGCUUCCCAGGUAGAGAUGAGGAAGAGGACGAAGAGGAGGACGAGGGCGAUGGGAGCCCCGGCUCGGGCCCCAUUCUGCCCCCCGCGUCGCCCAUGGAGUGCCUCAUCUGUGUGUCGCCCUUCGACGGCGUGUUCAAGCUGCCCAAGCGCCUAGACUGCGGCCACGUCUUCUGCCUCGAGUGCCUGGCGCGCCUGUCGCUGGCCACGGCGGGCGGCGGCGACGCGGUGGCCUGUCCGGUGUGCCGCGCGCCCACACGCCUGGCGCCGCGCGGAGGGCUGCCCGCCUUGCCCACGCAGCCUGGCUUGCUGCCCCGCGACGCGCGCGCGCCGCCACCGCGCCAGGGCUCCGUGCGCUUCGACCGCCGCCGCGGGCUGCUCUACCUGCGGCCGCCGCCGCCGCCGCCCGGGCCGCGCAAGAGCCGCGCCGCGCGCGCGCCGCCGCCGCCGCCUCUGCGCCUCGGCCGCCCGCUGUCGCGCCGCCUGACGCUGAGCAGCCCGGCCUGGGUCUUCAACGCGGCCGUGGCGCUGGCCGUGCUGGUGGCCGCGGGCCUCGUGGUCUCCGGCGUCUACAUCUUCUUCCUCAUCCCGCACGCUGCCUCCGCCGGCCCCGUGCGGCCGCAGCUGGUGGCUCUGGCCCCUGAGCCCGGCUUCUCCUGGUUUCCGCCGCGACCCACCAGCCCUGACCUGGACAACACCCUGCCAGGGCCUGCGGUGGGUGCGCUGGAGCGCGAGAGCGUCCCUAAGGACCCAGCCCAGCCAGAGGGCACGCUGGACGACCCAUCAGACCGCACGUGGCCAGCAGGGGAGGGCCCCGGCUGGACCCCCCGACUACGGGGCAUGAGGAGGGUGUGGGGACCUCGAUGA
Messenger RNA from Marmota flaviventris (yellow-bellied marmot), 948 nucleotides. It is a transcript of the gene Rnf225, whose product is annotated as ring finger protein 225. Lineage: Eukaryota; Metazoa; Chordata; Mammalia; Rodentia; Sciuridae. Gene Ontology annotation, biological process: protein ubiquitination. Gene Ontology annotation, molecular function: ubiquitin protein ligase activity. The record is from RefSeq and is a predicted model, not a curated record.